Molecule: messenger RNA, 1848 nt
Organism: Didymodactylos carnosus
Lineage: Eukaryota; Metazoa; Rotifera; Eurotatoria; Philodinida; Philodinidae
Source: the annotation of a GenBank genome assembly
AUGAUAUUCAGACGAAAACCAUAUACUAUUGGCUAUAUAGUGAAGGUGAAGAAUCCAAAAGUUAAAUCCAAAGAACGUAAAGUUAAAGCGGAAGUUAAGGCCUCCGCCGGGUCAAAAAUCUAUCCCAGCCCAGUGCGAUCUCUAUAUUAUCGCGGCACAGUUCGAAAUGUUCAUAGCGUUAGUAUUGCUCGGAUACACAUCCUCUGUAAGUACAAGCGUGAUGUUUCAUCACAUACAGUAAACGUUUCCUUACGAAUACUUUUUAAAACAUUUAAAUAUUAUAGUGAUAUUAUUUUACCAAAAAUUGGUCAUUGGAUAGAACAUUUGAAACUGAACAACGAACAAUCUUAUCCACAACUGACUAUUCUCUCUUUAUGUACAAAUUUACAAACGUUAACUCUAUUAAACUAUCACAUUAACGAUAUAGAAUCAUAUGUAGAACAUUUUUCACAUUUAAUCAACUUAAAACUUGAUCUUAUUCAAUCCGAAGAUGAUUUCAAACAACUUUACAAAAUAAAUUUAUGUAAAUAUUUAUUUUCUCGUACAAGUUUAUUAGAAAAAUUAAGUUGUAACUGGAUUUAUAUUAACAAACAUAUUCGACCAUGUAAAAUUGAAGAAUUAUAUAUCAGUUUGAAUACAUUUUCAGAAUUAAUUAUUUUAUUCAACAAUUUGCCUCGCAUUCGAAUAAUGCAUGUUACAUUUCUCAAUGAAGAUUGUAAUGAAAACGAUAUGAAACAUUCUGUAUUUAAAAAUUUAUCAAAAAAGAUUUGUCGUUUAAUUGAUUUUUCUCUAACAAAAAUUCAUUUUUCAUUUGAAAACGAUAUAUUUAUUGUCAAUUUACUUCGACAUCUACCAGCGACAUUAAAACGUUUAUCUCUCGAAAUUACUUUAGAUAAUCAGACACGUCUUACUGAUGGAUACUAUUUGCAACGGGAUAUUUUGUCUCAUUUCUCACAAUUAAUUGAAUUUGAUUAUGCUCUCUACGUUAAAAAUGAGACAUUGUCAGUAUCGAAAAUAAUUUCAACAUUUCAAACUAAAUAUUGGUUUGUUAAAAAAUGGUUAAUUGGUUGUCACUAUAAUGAACAGGUAAAUUCUUACUGUUUAAGAUCACUUCCAUUUUCAUCUGAAUGGAUUCGAGGAAUAUCAAAUGGUUUUCUAAAUCGACAAUUAAACAGUGAUUCUAUCAUUACAGACAUGUCAUUUUAUUAUAAAAAGGUAAAACAGUUAACUAUGUAUGCACCAUUAUCACUAUGUUUGUUCAAAUUAUUAAAUGAAAUAUUAAAGAAUAUCAGUGUAGUAGACGUUAGUCAAUUAGAAAACGAUUCUGAUAUUAUCGUUCAAUGGUUAAAUGAUGAAAAAAAUGAACAAUUUCAGUUUAAAACAAUUCAUACACUUCAAUUCAGUUUAGAAGAUAAUAAAUGGAAUAUGUUUAGAAAACGCUUAAUAUUAUAUUCACCAAACUUAAAAAGAUUAAUUAUUAAUUAUAAAACUAUUUUAAAAAUAACGAAUCAUUAUAAUGAUGUUAAAUUUCAUGUGAUAUUUAAAAAUAUUAGAGAACUUAUUUUAGCCGACUUCUUUGUUGAGAAUGUAUCAGAUAUAGUGAAAUAUUUUAUAAAUGUUCGUUAUUUAAUUAUUAUUCAUCAAGGUUAUAAAACAAAAUUAUUUAAAAUGAAUGAUAUUGUUGAAAUAUUUAUAUUAAUGAAAAAUUUAGCAUACAUUCAGUUACCUUUUAAUCCUGAAACACUUUAUAAUACCAUUAAUUCUAUUUAUAAGCAACUGGAAUUAUGCUAUGAUUGCUUCUAUGUUGACUUUAUUUAUCCAGCCAAAUACAUUCAGAUAUGGAAAUAA